CGGCUUGGAUGCACACAGACAAUAUUUUUAAUCCAAUUCGAAUCCUUUUUCUCGAUUCUCGAGCGUUGAGUCUUGGCGUUUCCCUUGGAGUGGCAAGUCCCCUGAGCGGCUCUUUCCUCUCUUGUUGCUCCUGGUUUGGGGAGUGGUGGGGGUUGUCAUCAGUUGCUUCCUGAGCGUUGGUUAAUCAUGGCCAUUGUAAAUGUUACAGCUUACCUCUUGCAACAUGAGUAGUACAGAAGAUCGGCAACACAUGUCACAUCGAAACGCAGCCAAGCAGGCUGAGCCAGUCUGCGCAUCACGAGCAGAUCCAGAACUGGGAGAUGAGCGACCAGGGAGAGGUUCAUGCGAGCAUCCACCAUUCGACAGUAGAGUCCCACAAAGCCCACUACCAUCGCGAGCUCAUUCAGUAGGCGACACAGCAACGUCGCCAGAAACACCGCUCCCUCCAGCAGCGUGCGAGCGAGACUUGUCUCCUUCGUUGCUGUCUACGAGGAAAAGGAAGCACAUCGAUACAAUCGUAGACGACAUACCACACCAACAGAGGUCGCAUAGCAAUACCUCAGGCGCCGGAUGCUUCGAGACGCCACCGCAGAAGGCUCUCAAGACGGUUCCAGCCAGUGCGCCGAAGCUUGUUGAGAACAAAGGAAGAUUCACUUUUUGUCGGGGUGUUAGGAUCCGGGACUACCGAAUGCCGAUAGCGAAAACACCCAGCACAAAGCGGGACAACGGACAACUCCUGUGCCGAGAUAGAUUCGAGAAUCGGGAGGUUGCGGGGACGUCCCCUCGAGAUGUGAACAAAUACAAGGCAGUCAUGCCGCGCUGAACGCAGUGUACAAUCGUCCACCCAGUGUAAGUGCUGAGGAACUAAAUGUUUUUGAUGUCGCCCUCGGUGUGACGGUCCCAGGGGUAGAUGACGCCGCACGUAGGAAGCAUCUGUCGUCUGCCAUUAUCAGCGCUGCACUUGGUCAGCAGGAUAUGCAUUUGAAAAUAUUCAGUCCCUGGCCUAACUCAAAACGCCGACUCGCGUGCCACACCCUACCAUACAUCU
This is a messenger RNA of Emericellopsis atlantica, 1048 nucleotides long. RefSeq lists its product as uncharacterized. The transcript is spliced from 2 exons. Bases 200 to 823 code for a protein of 207 amino acids. Lineage: Eukaryota; Fungi; Ascomycota; Sordariomycetes; Hypocreales; Bionectriaceae. The record is from RefSeq and is a predicted model, not a curated record.